Ornithorhynchus anatinus (platypus) is the source of this 2023-nucleotide messenger RNA. RefSeq names its product serine protease 8 (gene PRSS8). The transcript is spliced from 6 exons. Gene Ontology annotation, molecular function: serine-type endopeptidase activity; sodium channel regulator activity. Gene Ontology annotation, biological process: proteolysis. The record is from RefSeq and is a predicted model, not a curated record. NCBI's taxonomy places the organism in Eukaryota, Metazoa, Chordata, Mammalia, Monotremata, Ornithorhynchidae. Bases 30 to 1037 code for a protein of 335 amino acids.
CCGGACACACACACACACACGCUGGGGCCAUGAGUCGGCCGAGGGGGCUGCACUCUGGGCUCCUGGGCCUGCUGCUCCUGCUCGGGACAGGUGCCGAUGGAAGCGAAUUCGACCCAGUCCCUUGCGGCGUGGUCCUCCAGGCCCGCAUCGUCGGGGGCCAGAACGCCCAGGCGGGCCAGUGGCCGUGGCAGGUCAGCAUCCUACACAACGGCGGCCACGUCUGCGGGGGCUCCCUCAUCGCCAGUCAGUGGGUGCUGACGGCCGCUCACUGCUUCCCCAGGGAAAACAAGAUCGAGGACUACGACAUCCGAAUGGGGGCCCACCAGCUGGACUCCUUCAGUUCGGACUUGGUAGUGAAAAGAGUGGAGGCGGUGCACACCCACCCUGACUACCGCGAGGAGGGCUCCACGGGGGACAUCGCCCUGAUACGGCUCGGGGACCCCGUGCCCUAUACGCGCUACAUCAGGCCCGUCUGCCUCCCGGCCUCCAACGUCUCCUUUCCCAACGGCCACCGCUGCACCGUGACCGGCUGGGGCCACGUGAAGAGCUCCGUGAGUCUUCCGGCCCCCAGGAUCCUGCAGCAGCUGGAAGUGCCCCUGAUCAGCCGCGAGACCUGUAACUGCCUGUACAACAUCAACCCCAACCCCCAAGAGCCACACUUCAUCCAGCAGGACAUGGUCUGUGCCGGUUACGUGAAGGGGGGCAAGGACGCUUGCCAGGGUGACUCUGGAGGACCCCUGUCCUGCCCCGUCGGGGGUUCCUGGUUCCUGGCCGGAGUGGUGAGCUGGGGGGACGCCUGCGGGGCCCCAAACCGGCCCGGGGUAUACACGCUGACGUCCAGCUACGCCUCCUGGAUCCACCGGUACGUCCCCGAGGUCCGGCUCCAGGCCGUGACGGUACCCAGCGAGUCCCAGCCCGACGGGACUCUCUGCCGCCCUGGAACGACCCCGCCCAACUCCUCUCCUGCCCCCCUGGGCUCAGGGCUGCUGCUGCUGCUGAGUUUAGGGGUGCUCUGUGGCUUAUCGUCGGACAUCUGAACUGGGUUUCCCAGGCCCCCUGGGACUCGUGUUCCCACCUGCUGCUGAAGGGCCCCACGGAGACGCGCCUCAUCGUUUGCUCCCAGUCAGCUUUGUUCCUCCUGUUGCCAAAGGACUGAGCCACUCUGCUCCUGGGGGCUCCUCGCCCACCUGUUGCAGGGCGGUCACAUGGCCUCUCUGUCUGCCUGCUGCCGAAGGAAUCGAUACUGGACCCUGCCAGCCUAGGGCAUGGGAGGAGAGACCAACAGGCCAGGUGAUCUUCGCCGUUGCUGCAGGAGGAUAAUGCCGGCCCUCCCCGCCCACUGCCGGUCCCUGGCCUAAGCUGGGGUUUUCGGCCCCAACCCUUCGUUACCGAUAAAGUCUGAGCCUCCGGACUGUCUUCCGAGGGCCCGUCCCAGGAGGAUGUCGGCUUGGGGCAGGCCUCGUCCCCAGUUUCAGACUCAACCAUCUCUUCCAGAACUUUGGCACUGGCCUAACAGCUACAUACAACCACACACAAACACGUGCCUGAAGCCAACCUGAUCCUUCUUGGCUCCCAUGUUGCCAGAGGACAGAAGAAGCAAGCUAAAUCUCAUCAAUUGUCUGGCAGCAGUCACCCGGGACUACGUGCUACAGCUUAGCCCUGACUUUUUUUUAAUUUUUAUUUUUUCAAAUGAAGGACCCAGACUUUUCUUCCCAGCCCCAGGAGAACCGCUUCUUGCUCAGGUAGCUGUGCCUGAACCAGCUGCUGGCCCUGGGGCCAGACCCCAAAUCCCCGUGAUUUCCCCCUUCACAGCAGUGCAGCCCACUUGUUGGAGAAGGACUUUGACUCUCAUCCACUGGACCCUGGCGGCCUGAGCCACCUCUGGGGGGUGGGUGGGAGAGAAAGAGAGAGAGAGAGGACCUGUCUCCCCUUUCAGCCCCAAUAAACAUAUGGAGGUUGUUGGGGUAAGCUGGCCCUUGCUGCUGGGGUGGCCUGGGCCCUCCCAUUCCCCAUCAAGGCUGAA